Messenger RNA from Mycena indigotica, 537 nucleotides. RefSeq names its product Zn(2)-C6 fungal-type domain-containing protein. Gene Ontology annotation, biological process: regulation of DNA-templated transcription. The coding region runs from base 1 to 537 and encodes 178 amino acids. Gene Ontology annotation, molecular function: DNA-binding transcription factor activity, RNA polymerase II-specific; zinc ion binding. The transcript has 2 exons. NCBI's taxonomy places the organism in Eukaryota, Fungi, Basidiomycota, Agaricomycetes, Agaricales, Mycenaceae. The record is from RefSeq and is a predicted model, not a curated record.
AUGUCGACAACACCUGCAACAAGAUUGGUUUGUCUCACUUGUCGGCAAAACAAGAUCAAGUGCGUCCCCUCGUCACAAGAGCAAUCGGCGCCCUGCGCUCGCUGCCUCAAAAAAGGACUGUACUGCCAGUAUAUGGCUAUUCCAGACCCAACAUCGUCGUCUUCCGCCCCAGCGACGCCGUACAACUACCAACCGACUCACAGUCCAGCGACCCCAGUCUCUCCGCAAUUGCCCGCCUCAGCGCCAACGUCGCCUUACGUCCCUACCACAGGUGUCGACCGCUCCCGCUUCCGGCCAAUCCUCCCCGUUCCCGUCCAAGCGCCAAGUCUUCCGCAGACGGGACCGCCGCCUGAGGCCAGUCACCCACGAUAUGCCGCGGGGCAGUAUCCCGAUCUGUCUCUCACCGGCUCGGAUGGGCCACCCGACUACUAUUUGAGGGCUUAUUCAAACGCCCAUCUCAACUCGAGUGAGCGGGAAGAUGAGGGGCCUUAUGGAGGCGGUUAUUAUCCCACCAGCGGAGGCCAGUAUCGAUAUUAA